Colletotrichum spaethianum is the source of this 987-nucleotide messenger RNA. RefSeq lists its product as uncharacterized. Bases 1 to 987 code for a protein of 328 amino acids. NCBI's taxonomy places the organism in Eukaryota, Fungi, Ascomycota, Sordariomycetes, Glomerellales, Glomerellaceae. The transcript has 2 exons. The record is from RefSeq and is a predicted model, not a curated record.
AUGAACGGCCUCGACAAGAUAAUCAUCGUCCAUAACAACCAGAAUGUCGGCCUCAUCGAGUUUUGCGUAAAUAAUGUUCGAAACGCACGCGACGAUGCAGUUGAGAUCUUGAGCAAGUUUGAACAAAAAGGCAGCUCCAAAUUUAGCUCUGUAACAAGAUUUUUCAGCCGAAUGGGCAAGCAGCUUCUGUUUGUUCUUCAAGAGCAGAACAUUCAGGGUUACAGUGAGCGUGUAGAGACGGCCAUGGCUGGGCUGGGCAUCGCCCUCCACGUUGCCUUACUAGCUAAGACACAGGAUGCGCACGACGAUAACAAGAAAGCAAUCAGCGAUUUAACGAAGCACUUGGCUGCCAACCUGGAUAAGCUGGAGAAUAACCACCAAGAAACCCGUAGAAAUCAGGAAAACAAGACCAUCCACGUCGUUGUUGCGCCAGCCCACCACCGUUAUCUUUCUUGGAAAGCAACCCAGCGAAGUCGGAGCAAACACACCAGGCAACCUCGGAUCGCUCAGACCUCGACAACCGAAGUCCUAAAUCAGCCCGUGGUGGCUUCCGAGUUACCUCAAGUCGGCUUCUCGCCGGGUCCGCAACGAGACCUUAGUGUCGAGUCAAGUGGCUCGUCUGACGGCAUGCAACGAUUGCCAGAGCAUGUACGUGAGAGGAGACUUGAGUCUCUUGCGCAUGCAUGCCGGACCCCGGACACAGGCUGCGAGCUCCCGCCGCUCGACGAGCAAGCCGAUAACAUCGAAGUCAGGUGUGAGGAUGGCAGUGUAGCUUUCAUUACUGCUGAAACGACCCAUGACGACACAAAUGAAGUCAUCGAUGCCGAGAAAACACGGGUCAACAUGUCGGACCAGCUAUCAAUCACCCGCACUACCCAGGACGGUAACAGCCCUCACUGUGAUGCGGACGACCUUUUGGAAUUCUUGGCCAACGAUGCACCCGGGAAAGAUUAUCCCACCUCCGUUGAAAAAGACAUGACGAAAUAG